Molecule: messenger RNA, 1434 nt
Organism: Fusarium tjaetaba
Lineage: Eukaryota; Fungi; Ascomycota; Sordariomycetes; Hypocreales; Nectriaceae
Exons: 6
Coding region: 1-1434 (477 amino acids)
Biological process (GO): DNA-templated transcription
Molecular function (GO): zinc ion binding; DNA binding
Source: RefSeq, a predicted model, not a curated record
AUGUCUUCCUCAUCCAACCUUGAUCCCGAAACGGAACGACAACGUUUCAGGGUUAUUAGACGAAAGUCGAACGGUAUCGAGUGCCAAUAUAAUAUGUAUGUUCUUCGAGUCGAGGAUGCACCUGAACCAGGCGCAAAUGAGACUGAGUCUUCACAUUUCGAUGGGCGCGUCGAGACAGCUGAGGGUACCUCCGACCGAAUUCUUUCACUUGAAGAAUUGAGGAAUGAGUUGAAAGACUUCGAGGAUGAAGGGAAGAAGCGCCGCAGUGAAGAGGAUGGUGUUGACAUGGUCGGCACCGAAGAUCAACCAUUCAAUUUCAACACAAUCACUCAAAUACAUCCAAGGGAGGGGUAUAAUGACACUUCCGACGUACAAGACGAAGAUCCGAAUGAUGAGCAAGAUCAUGAGCUCCUAGAAUUGCCCAGACUGGCCAGAUUGUUCGAUAAUGACUACUGGAGGGACGCUCCACCGUCAGUUUCCGGUCUACCGUCGCGGUAUACCCAGUGGCACCAGGAAACCAUAAUCAAUGACUACUUCGAAGCCUUCAACCAAGCCACGCCACUAUUCACAGAACUUAACUAUGAGGAUUUUCACAACUAUUGCAGAGAGCAUGGUUCUAUGGAUGACGAGGGCCACUUUGAUUUGUCAAGUGAAACAGGACUCAAGAUCGUUCUGGGGAUAGCCCUUUAUUACAUGACCACGUCGCAUCUCGAACGGGCCGGGUUUAUGCACGCCAUGGCUGUCAAGAUGGUCUACAAAUUGGAAUUCCAUAAAAUGUUCGGGGAGACCGUCAAAUCUGUCUGGAUAGCGUACAUCAUCGACCGAGACCUAUCAUUGCUCACAGGAGAGCCAUACCUUAUGCAAGAGCAUGAUAUUGAUCCUUCAGUCACGGAUCUCUCUGACAAAGACGGAGGUAUUCUAUGCAGCGAAGACAGUUCCUUGCGUUUUGAGAUCUUCAAGUUUCGCGCUCGAUUGGCGACUAUUCAAGGCAAGAUCUUCGACUUGGUGUAUUCAGUUCGCGCUUCUCAACUCUCUUUCGAUCAGCGAGAAACCGUUGCGGAUCGUCUAGACGACAUGCUGGAGAAAUGGGUUGAGUCGAUCCCUGAGCCAUUCAGGGGAGAUACAAUCCCAGGUUUCAGCCACGAACAGAUGAGUCGCGACAACGCAUUUCGUUGGAGCUGUACUCACGCGACUCAAGCGGCCAUGAUGAUACUGGCUGCGAACAACCUAACACUUUCAGAGCAUGAUCUUCAUGACUCAACUGAGAAAGAUCAGCAGAGACUUCAUAUUGCACAUGGUGAAGUCAGUGAUCGGAUCCAAGAAGAUCCAACGUGGUCAACCGAGAAGUCGUUCAACAUUUGCGGGGAGCUGAUUAUCAAGGCCCGGGAGUCAGUGCGACGAUUUAAUGAGAGCAAGAGCAUGGAGGGUUCAUGA